Humulus lupulus (European hop) is the source of this 1105-nucleotide messenger RNA. RefSeq names its product thioredoxin domain-containing protein PLP3B-like. Gene Ontology annotation, cellular component: cytoplasm. Lineage: Eukaryota; Viridiplantae; Streptophyta; Magnoliopsida; Rosales; Cannabaceae. The record is from RefSeq and is a predicted model, not a curated record. Bases 190 to 876 code for a protein of 228 amino acids. The transcript has 9 exons.
CAGCUUCUCUCUAGAUGUUGUUGCAGUGGACCAGUGGAGUUUUUGCUUUACUCUCUCGUUUUUCACUGACUUUUUCCGACGCCGUGACUAUCACCCACCGCCGUUAACCACGCCAGCAUUUGCUUCACGCUCAGCCGUUUAUUUAUUUCACGCCGUUAGUAUUCCAUUUCAAUUUCUGAAAAUUCAAAGAUGGAUCCCGAUUCAGUCAAAUCGACUCUAUCAAAUUUAGCUUUUGGAAAUGUAAUGGCCGCCGCUGCUCGCGAUUAUCAAAAGGAAGUGCUUUCUCAGCAAAAGGCACAGACAUCAAGCUCUGUCAACCAGGAAGUUGAUCUUGAUGAAUUGAUGGAUGAUCCUGAGCUGGAAAAAUUGCAUGCUGACAGAAUUGCCGCUCUAAAGAAAGAAGUUGAGAAGCGAGAAGCAUUAAAGAGGCAAGGUCAUGGAGAAUAUAGAGAUGUCAGUGAAGGGGAUUUCUUAGGUGAAGUUACUGGGAGUGAGAAAGUGAUUUGCCACUUCUAUCACCAUGAUUUUUACCGCUGCAAGAUUAUGGAUAAGCAUUUGAAGUCCCUUGCUACAAGGCAUCUCGAUACAAAGUUUAUCAAGCUGGAUGCCGAGAAUGCACCAUUCUUUGUCACCAAGCUAGGAGUCAAAACUUUGCCUUGCGUCAUAAUGUUCAGAAAAGGGAUUGCAGUAGACAGGGUGGUUGGGUUUCAAGAUCUGGGCGGAAAAGAUGAUUUCACCACAAAGGCACUUGAGAAUCUACUUAUCAAAAAGGGUAUUGUUAGUGAAAAGAAAAAAGAUGACGAAGACGAUGGGAAUCAUGAAGAUAGGCGCCGGACAGUAAGAACCUCUGUAAAUUCUGAUUCUGAUUCCGAGUGAAAAUUUUACUAAGCUAUCUUGAGCCUUUCAUAUGAAUGUAUAAUUUAUUUGCACUAGUUCAUUUUUUGACCAAGCAAAUGUUGUUAAACUUAACCGUAUGAAGAAUUUAGUAUUAGAAGGCAUGAACCACCAGUUUUGUGAUUAUUCUUUUUUUUUUCCUCUUUUAUACUUUUAUCUAUGUAUCUAAUGCUUGUAUUUCGUUUUCUUCAAAUAUUGGGUUAUAAGUUUA